ACUAAGGUAAUGAAGUAGAAAUUGAUUUUGAAACAUCUCUCAUUCCAAUAAAAAAAAAAUCUUUAGGAAAAAAAAUUUCACAAAAAAAUGGCCACCCUCAUUGCCCCUGACCACGCUGAUCCUAUUGCUGAUGCCGAGGCUCUCAAAAAAGCAUGCCAUGGAUGGGGAACUAAUGAGAAGGGUAUCAUCGAAGUCAUUGGUCACAGGAAUGCAGCACAGAGGAAGAUGAUCAAGGAGGCUUAUGAGCAGCAGUACAAUGAAAAUCUCAUUAGGCGUUUUGAGAAGGAGCUUUCUGGGGAUUUUGAGAGAGCUGUGUACCGAUGGAUGUUGGAUCCCUUGGACCGGGAGGCUGUUCUAGCCAAUGUUGCUCUCAAGAAAUCGGACUACCGAGUAAUCGUAGAGCUCGCAUGCAUUCCAUCUGCGGAGGAGCUCUUGGCAUUCAAACGGGCCUAUCAAACUCGUUACAAGCACAGCUUGGAGGAAGAUGUUGCAUCUCACUUCUCUGGUGAUAUGCGCAAGCUGCUGCUUCUGCUGGUUAGUGUUCACCGGUAUGAGAGUGAGGCUUCAGAGCCAAAACUGGUGGAAGCCGAGGCUGCAAUCCUUCACAAGUGUAUCAAAGAUAAGGCUUAUAACCAUGACGAGAUCAUAAGGAUCAUUACCACCAGGAGCAAGGUUCAUCUCACUGCUACCUUCUACCGGUACAGAGAUGUUUACAGCACUCCAAUCACUAAGAGUUUGGCUUCUGAUCAAGACAAGGAUUUCGUAGCAGCGCUUCAAACAGCCAUCAGAUGCAUCAAGUCCCCUUUGAAGUACCUAGAGAGGCUUGUGACCGAGGCAAUCAAGAAGCGUGGAACUGAUGAGGAUGCUCUGACAAGGGUGAUUGUAACAAGAGCUGAGAGGGACUUGGGGGAGAUCAAGGAGCUGUUCUACAAGCGGAACAGUGUGACCCUGGAGCAUGCCGUGGCUAAGGAGACUCGUGGGGAUUACGAGAAGUUCCUCCUUGCACUUCUGGGAAAACAGGAUCAUUAAACUACAUGAUCAUAUAAAACCGCCCUGUAAUUCCAGUGUCGUUUUUAGUUAUGUUGUGGUAAUUUAAGUUGAGCAUUAUCGUUAGUAAGAAGCUCAACAAGGCUAUGUAUUUGAACCUUUUGUGGUGUGCGUUAUGUUAUGCUGAGGAGUUUAAUAUAUGAAUGGAAUAUCAUUUGAACUUUAGUUGAUUUGGCUACACAUCAACUGAGGUAAGGUCUUUUAGCUGUGACCGUGUUUCAAAUUUUUUUAUAUUCAUGUGUAAAAUGUGGGUUUUAAAUUGUUUGAAAGGGAAAACAAUUCCUCAAGUUGUUUAUUUGAUUA
Messenger RNA from Chenopodium quinoa (quinoa), 1350 nucleotides. RefSeq names its product annexin-like protein RJ4. Bases 88 to 1029 code for a protein of 313 amino acids. The record is from RefSeq and is a predicted model, not a curated record. Gene Ontology annotation, molecular function: calcium-dependent phospholipid binding; calcium ion binding. The transcript is spliced from 6 exons. Gene Ontology annotation, cellular component: cytoplasm. NCBI's taxonomy places the organism in Eukaryota, Viridiplantae, Streptophyta, Magnoliopsida, Caryophyllales, Amaranthaceae.